Molecule: messenger RNA, 6273 nt
Organism: Mizuhopecten yessoensis (Yesso scallop)
Lineage: Eukaryota; Metazoa; Mollusca; Bivalvia; Pectinida; Pectinidae
Product: interferon regulatory factor 2-binding protein-like
Exons: 1
Coding region: 599-2470 (623 amino acids)
Biological process (GO): regulation of transcription by RNA polymerase II
Cellular component (GO): nucleus
Molecular function (GO): transcription corepressor activity
Source: RefSeq, a predicted model, not a curated record
AGAAAGCAAAUCGCUCUAGUCGGUCAAAUCACAUACCAAAAUAACACGCAGUGCCUAACAACAGUGGCGGUCGAGUAUGUCAAACCUAUUGACGAGUUGUUGAAUAGAGUGCGGUAUCUAAGGACAGCCGUGGCCCGCUAUACUGGCUUUAUCUGUGACGUAUAUCACCUAUUCUUGUUUGCGACAUAAGCACACAUAAUGUAUAGACAAUUCACCCUUGCGUGUGUGUAUAGGCGCUUGCAAGGAUUUUCCGCUGUUAUUACUAUGCAGGUGAACACUGGCGUAUCCCCUGGUGUUUUAGAUAUCGAAUAGCGCUGUAAUUCAGCUGGGUCGGUUGCGUGAUUGCUUUGAGCUCUGUGCAAACGUGAAUAUCAACACACACACGUACACAACACACACGGAGGUCGAUCGAGUUUACAAAUACAAACGCAUGCGCAGACAGGCCAUACAUAUCGUAAAUUUUCAAGUGGAUGGCGGUAGUGUGAGUUGGUUAUGAAUCAAUUCAAGGCGUAUCGGGAAUAUUUGUGCUUCUACUACACGUCUAACGUGAAGUUUAGUUACAUGUGCGGCUGACUGUGAGAGGCGUACGUUCGGCAACAUGUCAAUGCCGCACAGGGCGCCCCGACAACAAUGUUACCUAUGCGACUUGCCUAGAAUGCCCUGGGCGAUGGUCCAUGAUUUUACUGAACCUGUGUGUCGUGGUUGUGUUAAUUAUGAAGGAGCGGAUCGUAUUGAAAUGGUCCUUGAUGCCGCACGACAAAUGAAAAGAUCACAUGGAUUUCAUGAAUCGAGACCUUCAUUAAAAUCUCAUCAACCUCAUGGGAAUUUAUCAUCUAAUAGAAGUACAUCGGAACAUGGACCUAUGGAACCUCCGAGACCACUUCCGGGCCAAAUCGAAAGGUAUGAAAAUAGAAAUAGAAACAUUAUAGGUGAUUACAGCGCGUCUCCUCAAAGAUUGGCAAAUGGUAUCCCACCUGCGGGGCCAAAUGGGGUUCAUGGGAGGGGUGAUGACACCGCAACAGACCAUCAUAGGACCCCAACUAUCCCUGUUACGUCACGAACUGUAUUCCCAAUGCAUCAUCCCCUGAUUCACAGUACAGCCGGUAUUGGAAUCCUACCCCCGGGACGUCAUGGGUUCGGUUCGGGUCCCGGGUCAAAUCUUAGCGGUCCCGUCCCGCCAAAUGUCCUACAUAACGGUAAACACGACGGAGAGGAGGGGGAUUCACAUAACUCACAUCAUAAUGAGGAAAAUCCAUUCAAGUUUAGUUCUCCAGAGGAAAUGGCCAAAAGACCACCUAUAGUACGAGAAACUGUGUCAAUGUUAUCAUCAUCAGUACCAUUUGAAAUCAGAUUUAAGAAAGAUCAUAAUGUUUUUGGACGUGUGUUUGCAUUUGAUGCCGUUUCAAAGAACGGGAUAGACUUUGAACUGAAGGUGUUCAUGGAGUAUCCACUAGGCUCAGGAAACAUUUAUAACAGUGCGUCAAGUGUGGCUAAACAAAUGCAUCAUGACAGUGGAAAGGAUGUGGGCAAAGGUCUGUCGUCCGGGUACAAAUAUCUGGAAUACGAAAUGAAACAUGGACAUGGUGACUGGAAGAUACUCAGUGAACUUUUGUCAGAAACUGUCAGGUUCUUCAAGGAACCUGUCAAACAGGAUUUACUUCCGGCACCAUACGUUCAUCAUAACAUACCGCCUUUGCCUUCACCGUCCACUUGCUUCCGGCAAACAACACCCGGCGGACUCCCCCGUGGACCAGUAGGACAAAACUCAUUAGAUGGACAGGGAAAGAAACGGAAAGCAUCGCCGGAGCCAGAUAGCGAUUUCGGGGAACACCGGAAACGUCAACAGUGGAUACAAAAUCAAACGGAAGCUCUUAAGCUGACAAUUACUUCCGCCGGCUACGGCUCGGCCAGUUCUACAUCAGUGUCGCCUUUGAGUAACCAUACUCCAACACCGCCAGAUGGCGCAAAUGGGCCUGUCCAUACAGGGCCAUCUCCAAUGGCGGCAUUAAUGAAUGUAACUGACAAUUUAGCUUCCGGUUCCGGUUCUCCAGUUCGCAGUGGAAAUGAGGGAAGCAGGUCGUCGCGACACAACAGUCAUUCCCCCACAAGUACACAACAACAGACAUUACGUGGAUUGAGAACCACGUCGGGUGUAACAGGGGAGGGGACGUCAACAAUGCCUGAAUCAACAGUACCCUCUGAAUCUCUCAAAUGUACCAUCUGUCACGAACGAUUGGAAGAUACACACUUUGUGCAAUGUCCGUCUAUAGGGGAUCAUAAGUUCUGUUUCCCCUGCUCUAGGGAUAGUAUCAAACGCCAGGGGGCAGGAGCAGAGGUUUACUGCCCCAGUGCUAAAAAGUGUCCACUCGUGGGCUCGAACGUUCCGUGGGCUUUUAUGCAAGGGGAAAUAGCAACUAUUCUUGGCGAUGACUACAAAGAUAUGAAGAUCAAGAAAGAGCGAGAUACUUGAGGGACUUCCACCACUGAACUAUUCGGUAAUGUUUUCCAUUCAAAUUUGUUUGUGGAUUCAAAAUUGGUGUGCAGGAAUAUGAAGGAAUCAAAGUUCGGUUUGUUACUUUUAAUGAACUUUGUGUGCAGAUACGUUGGCCCGAGUGUCAAGGCAGCAUGAAACCAACAGGUGUGGACUCUGCCCCGAGUGUCGGCUGACGUAGAUAUUGUGUGAUGUUUUAUCCAUUUUGAAUUGAGGUUUAGGCGCGGCACGUUCGAGUGAAUGUUGAUCGUGAUUUGUGACUGAGAGAAGUGUUAUCUGUGUGUUAUUUACGACUAAGGUCCUGGCCCCUUCACAGUGUCCGUGUAACGGAAAGUGACAAGUGUGUCACGGGAUAGCUCUUACGCGUGUUACAGUAACAAUAUACGUGAACUGAACAUAACGUGGAUUCAUUAGACACAAUUUUAAAUUGUCCGUGUUUGCUUUAAAAAGUAUUUGGCAUUUGUUUAAAAAAACUCAAAGGAUAGCAUUUAAAUGUCCUUUUGUCUUUUUUCAUAAUGAAAGAAAUCGUCUUUUUUCUUCAUCUGGUGUUGUAGGUAGUUGUCGCUAUCACCAACUGUUAUACAUACUCUGGUACAUAGCUUUUUAAUGUAGUAGUUCACGAUCCUGUUCAAUGGCAUUGUUGUUCACAUAGCUGGAAUAUUGACACAAUGUUCUGGGUACAUCCAUACCUUUUCACGUUUUGUAAAAGGUUUCAUCAUUUUGUUUACUGUGCACAGAAAGAUAGUUCGUUGACUGUUUGAUAUCGGUUAGGAGCCCAAUGUGCUAAUACAACAUUUUAGACAUCAGUUUUUAUUUUACAUCGCACAGAAAGUAUUGUUUUAUGUUGUCUUAUGUGUUGGGUAAUGUAAGGUAUCGGAGCUGAAUGCACUACCGGGUAAGCCAUGUACCUUUCUAGAAGGUGUAGGAAUCUCUGAUACCGACAUCAUUCGAACCUGAUUAUGAUUUUUUUUGUAUGAUUAGUGUUUUUGAUAUUCAGCUAGUGUGGCAUGUUCAGUGUAAAUAAGUUAAAAGGUGAGAAAAAAUCUCAAGUUAAGGGUAAAUAAGUUUUCAAAACGGACUGGUUCCAAGGUUGGUUUAGAAUUGAAUAUGAAAGAUAUAACAGAUAUCGACGGUUUGUGUAUAUAUAUAUAUUGUAUACAGUUCUUGAUGAGUGCUAUAUGUUUUAUGGAAACAUCACGGUUUGUGUACUAUAAGUGCUAUCUGAAACAAGUAAUGUUUACAGCGAGAAUAUUUGUUCACUGAAGUCAGUAGGAGUCUGCUUUGUCGGAGUGUGGAGUUGGAAAGGUCUCUAGCGAGAAACUAGUUCAAAUGCGUCAUUUUGAUUUAAAUCUUUUUCAGUCGGAGUAAGGAAACAUUUCUAACGAGAAAAUAUUGUAAAUGCGUUAAUUUGGAAUCAAUCGUAUUUCUUACAGAAAGGAGUGUAUGAGCUAGUGGUUACACCCUAGACUAGUUGUGACAUUAUCAAUGGCUUGGGGUUUGGGCAAACCGAAACUUUGGGGAGGGAGAUUUUUUUCGGUUCAGUUGAGAAUUCCAUCAGUUACAUCACGUAGAUGUUUCCUAGUUAUCGAGGGCUAAACCAGGAUAGAGUUUUACUCGUAUUUUAUUCCUUUUUGCGAUAAUGCUUCCAACAUUGCCCAUUAUGUAUUGCAUAUGUUUGGAAGAAGGGAUUUCCGGAUUAGUUUUAGCAAAGUCAGCGUAAUUAAGAAAUCAUGAGUAAGAGGGGGAAAGAUGGAUAUUUUUAAGGAGGGGAUUUAAAUUUUGUUAUUGUCAACUGUUGACUCUUCAAACGUUCAGAGUUGCUAUUUUUGUGGGGAUAAGGAUGGGGGAGGGAGGGAUGUCUUUUUUUUAUUAGGCAAUAAAGCUAUAGCAAUUUUGAUUUUUUGUUUAAAAUUUAGGAUGAGUCCGAUUUUUUGGCUAAGACUAGAUAGAAGGAAAUCACUGUAAAGAAUUAUGUUUUUUGUCAUAUCGUACAUGUGUUGAUCCUUUAGAGUAAGUAAUAAUAAGUACAGAAAGUAAAGACCGUUUCUUUAAGAUUUGACAGGCGUAAACACGUCCCUUUAAUUGCUUUUCUUGUAUUUUACUUGAGUACAAUAGAUAAUAGACAAAAAGGCAGAAGUACAAAGGUAUAACAACACAUUUUCUUGACGUAGAAAAGGUUUCUUUCUUACGGUUUUUCCCAAUAGGUAUUAAUCAAGACGAUAAAUGUUUAUUUAGAAUUAACACUUGUACCUUUACUCAUAACAUUUUGUUGUUUGUUUACCUUGCAGUUCAUUUUUAUACAUGUUAAUAUUCACGGAGACUUUAUCAAGCUUGUUUGCAGAGCUCUUGCGAGAUUGAUUUGUUGUAGCCCAGAAAGUGAACACUACACUCAGUGACGUGGUGAAGGCAGUAUUCUUAUAACGGUGGGCGGUUUGGCUUGACAUGACGUGAUACCUACGACCCACAUGUAUUACGUAUUUCUACUCUAUAAGUAAAUCAAUAUGCAAUACAAGUAGGUCAGGUAUAAAGAACCCGUUAAACAUUUACAGCGGGAUACGCAUUCAAUGAAAGGCACAAAGACACGUGUGUUUCGAGGUCAAGUUCACGCAGUUAGAAUGUAUAUUAAUAUAGAUUUUUUAAAGGAUUGGCAAAUUUCCAUAAACGUUCAUUUAAAAAUAAUCCUAGUUGUUGGAUAAUCGUAGAACCGUUAGACGACAUUGUUCUUAGGUGAACGUGUCUGGACAGCCCCACCUUGUCCAUAGGCUUGACCUGUUUGUUACCAGAAAGCUAUUAUAAUGUUUUGUGAGUUGGCUCGCCAACCAUAGUCAAUACAAAUAUUGCAUUUUCAUUGUACUGCUCCAUUCGUAAAAUGUCUUAGACUUGCACAUGUCCCGUUGGAUUUUUUUGUUUCGACGAUUGCUGUUGUUCCUGUACAGUACGUAAUCGAGGUUGAACUAGAUGACGGGGUUGUAUGAUUUUAGAGAUGACAUAAUUUUUGGUUGGAACAUGAAGGCUAUCUUUCCAUUUGUGAUUGCCUUGGACUUUUAGACGUCUCAUUGACUGUACGAGCAUGUACUACCGGUAUUAGGGACUUGUGUAAGUCUGGUGUUAUGUAUAUUGUCGUUGGCUGUUUGUGAUAUAUUUUGUCAGACCAUACGACUGCUGUUACAUAAGCAUAUAUAUAUAAAUAUGUAUAUAUCUGUAAGUAUAUUAAAUAUCCAUCAAGAUUGUAACAUUUCCAUGUGUAAUGCACGAGUAAGUAUCGCCAAUGUGUAUGUGUGUUAGGUAAUCAGAUAUUGACAUUUUAUGAGUGUUGGGGUGGUCAGAAUUUUAAUUCUCCUAUAAGUUAAUCCUACAGUCUUACGACUUGCACAUUCUGUCUCGUGCCAGCGAGUCAAGAUUUUCUAAAUCAAAUUUGACACCCGAGACCGUGAGUAUAGGUAUGUGGUAUAACUGUGCCAUGUGCCUAUGGAGAAGUUGUAUUUAACCCAUUUACCCCUGAAGACACAUUUGAAUUCUUCCAAUUCAAAGAUUGGAAUAGCUCAUUACAACAUUUUAGGGGUAAAUGAGUUAAGUGUUACAUACAUGGGCGAUACCUGACCGUGCCCUUGACACGGAGCAUCAAAGUGCUAACACCUAGUACUAACUUACGCUAUAUACGAUUUAACAUGAAGUGUGGUCGUCAUCUAUUGUCAUUUUAUAUUAAAUUUGUUUACAAAAAUGUUUGUAUUGGGAAAAACUGUUUAUUGUUAUGAGAAUACAACAUACUAAGCGAAACUAAA